AGCCUAAUCACGUGCGAAAUCUGACUGAACUUGAUGACUCAUCAAAGCUAUCUUUAUUUCCGCCAUGGCAGACAAAUGUCCAGUCGACCAUGGUAGUCAUUCUUCAGACCAGACCUGUCCUGUCGACCACAAAUCUCGUACAAUAUGGGACUCUGUCUUACCAGGGACCAGCUCUGCACAUUCAAUCAACUCACCUUCACUCUCGACGGAACGGGAGGUUUCUUCGAUACCUCGGACAGAUAAUGGUAAUUGGGUAUACCCGUCGGAGGCUCAGUUUUUUGCUGCCAUGGCGCGCAAAAACCACAAUCCGCAUGCUCCGGAUAUGAAGACCAUCAUUCCUAUUCACAAUGCCGUUAACGAACGUGCUUGGUCGGAGCUGAUGAAAUGGGAAUCUGGGAGAGGUGGUGAAAAGUGCGGGGGUGUAAAGCUUGUAACCUUCAAGGGCAGGCCUAAUGACUUGACCCCAAAAGCUCGACUCAUGACGUUGCUCGGGUACUCUGCUCCCUUCGAUCGUCACGACUGGGUGGUCGAACGAUGCGGAACCCGGAUCAGAUACGUGAUCGACUUCUAUACCGGACGGGGAGCAGGACCUUCGUCAAAUAAUGUCUCUUUUUAUCUCGAUGUUCGGCCCGCCUUAGACAGCUGGGAAGGGGUGAGGAUGAGAGCCGAGAAUAUUUGGCAGGACUGGUUUAGAAGUGUUCGCAGUAGCAGCACCCCGCCUCAGUCAUGAGUAGUCUCUGUAGACGUAUAUUCACUCCUCCGAGCCUCAUACGUAAUUUAUCCCCUACUCUUGGUUUACUAAUUGUGAAUGUAUUUAGGACUUACUUAUAGCCACGAUAUGUGGAACGGCGACUCGGAUACGUUCUCAGUCGUCAUAUAUCGAUCCAGCUUGCCCUUGAUAAAGGACUAAACCUGCAAAAUCAAGCCUACCUCGCCUUUGGUAUGUAGUCAAAUCCUACGGUGCUAUGCUGGGG
Suillus subaureus is the source of this 974-nucleotide messenger RNA. Its product is annotated as cytochrome C1 heme lyase. The coding region runs from base 65 to 730 and encodes 221 amino acids. Gene Ontology annotation, biological process: cytochrome c-heme linkage. The record is from RefSeq and is a predicted model, not a curated record. Lineage: Eukaryota; Fungi; Basidiomycota; Agaricomycetes; Boletales; Suillaceae. Gene Ontology annotation, cellular component: mitochondrion. The transcript has 2 exons. Gene Ontology annotation, molecular function: holocytochrome-c synthase activity.